AUGAGCUUGUCAGAAAAUAUCCAGUUUGUGUCGACAUUAGUGCGCAAACCAAGAAUGACGAUCAAAAACUAUCUUAAUAAUAAUGCUGGUCAGUUUUGCAUGAGUGAAAAUGCGUACGUUAAUCUCCUUAAUAAGGUUGCCGAAGUGCGCAACGAUACGGCUCAUUCCAUUAAUCAAACUCGCAUAAAUAAAAACGUUAAUGCGAAUUCCUAUAAGCAUUUGGUCGCAUGUCCAUUCCUAUUAAAGAAAGGACAUUGUUUAAAGGGAUCAAGAUGUGAUUUUUCUCACAAUAUUAGCCAAAGUCGCAUAAGUAAAAAGGCAAGCGUGAAUCCCCCUAAAGAAGUCAUUGAAGUUAGCAACGAUGUGGUUUAUCCUACUACCCUUAAUGACAGUAGUGUUAGUACUAAUUCUAGUGCUUCUAAUGAAAUGUAUGCUAUACCAGUAAAAAUCACCACUCGGAGACGCGCUAAACGCAACCCGCAAAAAUUCAGAAGGAGAAAUAGUGAGUAUUUUUUAUGGGACUCGGGGAAUCCCAAUCGCCCUCCAGAAUCAAAGCCAGCAUCACAACUCGAAAAUCACAACUCCUGGAAGGCUUACCUACAAUCGGUCAACCAAACUUUGGACCAACUUGGAACCCUAGUAUAGGUGAAAACCUACGUACUAACGAUGACAUAUUCACUAAUUUAUCUUAUAAUCCACCGCCACGCAAUUCGAAUAAUUUGAUAACUAUUCAUGUUUGUAAACCAGGACCACCAGAGAGUCGCUCUAUUCCUACGUGUAUUGUAAUUAAUGCGAGAUCCUUAGCUAAACCUGACGCUUGCUCGGCAUUGUACUUAGAAUUGAAUAGUCACAAUGUAGAUCUGGGUAUUGUGACAGAAACUUGGCUAAAAUCUACCAUUCCCAGUCAAGUGGUAAGCCCUGACGGUUUCACUGUGAUACGGAAAGACAGACCAUAUGGUAGGCAAGGUGGUGGUGUAGCAGUCUUUUUUAGGCACGAUUGGAAACUCGAAAUUUUGGAAGCAUUUUCGAAUCCUUAUGAAUGUCUAUGGACUAAAAUAACAACCAAUAACUCGAUAUUUUACUUAUCAGCAAUAUAUCAUCCUCCAUCUCCUGAAUACCAUCCUGAUGAUCUCCUUGAUUUCCUAAUGGACUCAUGUGAGAGAUUAUUAUCAUUAGCGCCCAACGCGGAACUAAUCAUAGCUGGUGACAUUAACCAAUUGGCGAUAAAGACAUUGCUAAAUUACCAUUCGUUAGUACAGAUUGUGAAUCUUCCGACUCGUCUCCAAAAUAUCCUUGAUGUGUUUGUAACCAAUGUUCCCAACUUCUGGA
This is a messenger RNA of Paramuricea clavata, 1329 nucleotides long. The record is from the annotation of a GenBank genome assembly. Lineage: Eukaryota; Metazoa; Cnidaria; Anthozoa; Malacalcyonacea; Plexauridae.